GUGAAGUCGACUGGCCUACAGGCAACAGGCAACAGCUAGUCAGUGCGAGUGUAGAUCUGGUGGAAUGUAAGCGGAGCGGCCAGCAGAGGUGACUGAACCGCUGCCGUGCCCGCUGCUGUCAGGUGUUGUGUGUGUUCUCUGUGCUCCUGUUCCUGCUCCACCGUCCAGGAUAACACCACCAUGAGAUGAACACUAUGGCGCCUCGGCCUGUAGCAGGGUGCAAUGGCUUACACCUCCCCCGACCGGCUGUCACCGAUGGUGUGCCCCCUGGCUAAGCUCGGGCGAACCUCUCCGUCAUCUCCAGACCAGCGCUAUCUUCGGGCGUCUCCAGCGUCCAUAGACCAGCCUUAUCACAAGGUUCGAGCGAGUCCAGGACUGGACAGGGCCUACCUGCGGUCCCCUCACCAACCCCUGUCACUGGGCAGUUACAGCGGCUACACGCCCGAGCCGGCAUACGCCCAGCACGUCUCUCUGUUACGAUGUGGCUCUCCUACAGCGUUAGGGCGUUCCUCCCCCUGUCCUGACCAAGGUUACCAUACCCUGGUGUCUCCGAGCCCUCCGUGCUGGCCCGAGACGGCCCUGACCAAGGGAAAGCGAGGGCAGGCGAGGCCGAGCAGUUUCGAUCGACUGCCGGACGACCUGGUGCUCAAGGUUUUCUCGUGGCUGCCGAGCAGCGAACUGUGCGUGUGUGCGCGAGUGUGUCGCCGAUGGGAGACGCUCGCCUGGGAGCCCACGCUAUGGAGGACGAUCACAUUGACGGGCGAAGGGGUGUGUGGGGACAAGGCUGUGCGCGGUGUGUUACGAAGACUUUGCGGACAGAACCGGACAGGAGCGUGUCCUACGGUAGAGCGGGUGUUCCUCAGCGAUGGUGCCCGACUCACGGACAAGGGGCUGACGUUGCUGGCCCGCCGAUGCCCCGAACUCACGCACGUCCAACUCCAGGGGUGUGCCGCAAUUACCAACACAGCAGUUUUCGAGCUCGCUACCAGAUCUACCAACCUUCAACACCUGGAUAUUACUGGAUGUGUACUGGUGUCGUGUAUCAGUGUGACUCCAGGUCCUGAGCCUCCCAGGAGGUUGCUGCUGCAAUACAUCGACCUCACUGACUGUGCUGCGGUAGACGAUGGAGGACUGAGAGUCAUAGUGCGGAACUGUCCCCACCUCAUCUAUUUGUAUCUUCGCAGGUGUUGUAAAAUAACAGAUGCUGGUAUCAAGUUUGUGCCCAGUUUUUGUUCAACAUUGCGGGAACUCAGUGUUUCGGAUUGUCACCAAGUGACUGACUUCGGCCUGUAUGAGCUGGCCAAGCUCGGUGCCACAUUGCGUUAUCUAUCGGUGGCCAAGUGUGUACAAGUGAGUGAUGCAGGGCUCAAGGUGAUAGCUCGACGCUGCUACAAGCUGCGGUACCUCAAUGCACGAGGAUGCGAGGCCGUCAGUGAUGAUGCAAUCACAGUCCUGGCACGUUCAUGUCCACGUCUACGUGCACUGGACAUCGGCAAGUGUGAUGUGAGUGAUGCAGGUCUCCGUGCACUAGCAGAAAGCUGCCCCAAUCUCAAGAAGCUGAGUCUUCGACAGUGCGACCUUGUGACAGAUCGCGGAGUGCAGUGUGUUGCAUACUACUGUCGUGGACUACAACAGCUGAAUAUACAGGACUGUCAGAUAUCACUUGAGGGUUACAGAGCAGUAAAAAAGUACUGUAAGAGAUGUAUUAUAGAACAUACAAACCCAGGGUUCUUUUAAAUCCUAAGAAUUAAUUAAGAAGUUAAUGUACCACCUAUAAUUUUUACUACUAACUGCAUUCAGAAAUGUGGCACUGGCACAUAUUUUACCAAAAGUUAUAUUGUUUUAACGACUUUCUUACUUAAUUAUUAUCUACUGUCAUUCAGCUACUUUUUUUAUAACGGGACACAAGAUGGGACUGAUUAGUUUAAAAGUUUAAUGGUAACAUAAUAAGAGAUGAGAAGAAAAGUCCUUCUGUUGAUUUAAGAGCCGGGUGUAGUGAAAUGGUCUUUUCCUAUAAGACCAACGUUAAACCUCAUGCAAUUUUUACAUCUUUAUUUUAGUCACAAAUUAUGGGAAAUGUCUCAUUUUCAAGAUAUAAUUAAUACAAAUCCAAACGCAUUUCACUUUUUUUUGGGUUAUUCAGAAAAAAAUCCCAGAAGUUUUUCUACUUUGUUGUUUACAUAUGUAGAAAAUAUACACUUUCCAAGAGAAAUCUAAAAAGCCUUUGGUUGUAUAUUAAUUAUAAAUAUUUAAAAUGAGACAUCUCCUACAAAGCUACAAUAAAAAAUGAGUGCACAAAACUGCACAGUUCCAUUGGUCUCGUAGGGAAAAGCUCAAGGUUGUUUUACUACAGCCAGCUCUUAACCUUUAGAGCCCAGUAUUUUACUAAGAUUGUUCCCUCAGCAAGAUCAAGUGGUCCAAGUUGAACCACAGUGCCCUUGCCUUCAUUAAGUUUGAGGCCAUUGUCAUCAAACUACCAGCUGAUACUCUCAAGAUCAUAGUUUAUCAGAAUUUAUUUAUGUAAAACAGACAUGCUCCAUCACAUUUUAACAGCUACAUAGGUUAUUCUUCUUUGUAAUGGGAUCUAACAUGCUAUCAGUAAACUAUUGAACAGCUAUGUUUUAGAACAUCAAUAAACUAUCAUUAACAAAACUUCUGAACUAUUGUUUUAACUAAGUUUAGAUAGUCACACGAACCACUCCCACAUCUUUGUUUUACACAUAUAAAAACAAUUAUUUAGUUCGGUUUAUGUGGAUCGGACAAUGUUUUUGUUGAAAUAAAAGGCCUCACUAACAAAAACUAAAAAUUACUGUAUUGAUUGGUUUAAUUAAAUAAUAAUAUUACUUACUAUUUAGAAGUCUUUGUAUUUUUAAUAUAAAGUAUAGUAUAUUAUACUGACUACAUUACUAUUUAAUUUAGGGUGCAUUAUAAUUCAAUUGAAAUUUUGAGUAGCUUUAAAAUGACCAAUACUUUUAAGGCCUUUUGAAAAAAGUUUGUUAACAAUAUUAGGUUAAGGUAGGGAGCUGUAAGGAUUUUAGUUGCCACAGGAGGGGAAUAUUAUUGUAUAAAACCAUGUUUAUACACAAAAUUUAUUGUCUGUUACUGCCAGAUUUGUACAAUUAGUUAUAAUCAACACAAGAUAGGCUAUUGAGCAAGAAAGAGCUUUUUGUGAAGUAUUGCACAACCAUAUAAACUCUUAUCAAGCACAUAUAUAUACGUGCAUAUGUAUUAUGUGCUCAUAUAUAUAUAUAUAUAUACGUGUGUGUGUGCAGUAUGUUACAUUGAAAAGAUAUUUUUGAGAAAGAGUAUUAUUUUUACUAUUCACAAUGACUCGGAUGAAAAAUAUUGAGCUUUCAAUACUAUUUAACAUACCAUUUUACACUACAUUGGCUAAAGCUAUGAGUGUCAUUAUGCUUGUCAAAACAACAAAAAACAUAGCUAGCUCCAAUAAAAGAUGAGUAAUUUUUUAUGCAGUAGUUAUGCCAGCCUAUACUAUACCAGCCACACAUGGCUAAUAGUCACUCAUCGGACAAUCUUUUAGAAACAUAACAGACACAUUUCAAGUUGCACAUGCGCAAGAGAGUCUGCCAACCAUGUGCAGCCCAAACUACUAGUAUCCAGCAUUUCAAAUUCAAAUUUAUUUAUAGCCAGAGACAUUAUAUAAUGUAUAGCAAUCAUCAUAAUUAUUUGUUAAAAAUUUUAACAAUCGCUCAACAUUAAAGGCUUAGAGAAACACAAAAUAAAUGAUUUCAUAUCCACUCAUUCCUGUAUUCAUAUAUGUAUUUUUUUCUGAUGUAAUUGUUUUUUUAUAAUUUUUAGAAACCACAAUAAAGUCCCUAUGCAAGAUCAUUUUGUAAACAAAGCAUUUCAUCAAAUGCCUCAAAACCAGAAGAAAAAUUAAUAAAAAGGUAAUCAAACCUGAAGAAAUUCAGAUGAUACGCUAUCCCAUCCAGAUGCUUGGUUAUUUUUUUAAUUUCCAUAGCAUUAUCUCAAAUUCAUGUCUUGAAAGUUCCUUAUCAAGAUACUUAUUUUAUUAUAUAAGUAUCAGAGGCAGGUUUAGUAGCCUAAGUACCCUCAUUAAGGUGUUAGGUGAGACAGUACUUAUUCCCAUAAAGUCCCUUUUUUUGAAAUGUAAAUUCACUGCCUACAUUUUAGCAUCCACUACUUGAUUCAAAUUAUUUAUAAUACUACAAUUAAUGGAUUGUUUUCCUUACAAAGAGUGUUAAAAUUCUGAUUUUCUUCUAAAUAUCUCGUUUUGGUAAUAUUAGAAUUUUUCUCAAAACAUAUUAAGUACACUACAUUUUUCGGAAUAUAGAGUCUGUAAGAAACAUAAAGAUAUAAUUUAAAUGUCCACUUUUUACUUUAAAUAUUCAUUUUAAAGUUCUUUAGCGGAAAAUCAAAUGUGUACAGCAGAUAUACAAGUAUAAAACUGCAUAUUUUUCCAAAUUUGUUAAACUAAGAGAUAAAAUUACUGGAUAUUUAUCUAUAACAUUAUGAAUAUAGCUCAACAUUUCAAGCCCUUGAUGAGAAGUUGUAGUAUUUGUAAAAUUUUUAGUUGAGGACUUAAGUGAGUGUUGUAUAUACAAUUUUUAUUUUAAACAGUGCCAGAUUUUACUGUUUGCCAUAUUUUAGUUUGUUUGUACAUAUUUGACCUAGUAACAUGUAUAGAUUGUAUACAAAAUGUACAGGGGCUUAGAUCGUCAUUGGUAUAUACAUAUAAUUGAAAAUAAUAGCUUUUAUAAACUUAUUGUUCAAUGUUGCACAUAUUGUUGAAAGUUAAAAGGUUUUAUAAUAUUUGUAAAUAAACUUGCGUUAUAAAUAACAUGACGCACUUUAUGUUUGUGUGACUUUGUACUUUCAUACUAUUAUUAUGUUAUGUGUAAAUAUACAACAUUAUUUUUGAA
Molecule: messenger RNA, 4904 nt
Organism: Homalodisca vitripennis (glassy-winged sharpshooter)
Lineage: Eukaryota; Metazoa; Arthropoda; Insecta; Hemiptera; Cicadellidae
Product: F-box/LRR-repeat protein 7-like
Exons: 5
Coding region: 223-1737 (504 amino acids)
Biological process (GO): SCF-dependent proteasomal ubiquitin-dependent protein catabolic process
Cellular component (GO): SCF ubiquitin ligase complex
Molecular function (GO): protein binding
Source: RefSeq, a predicted model, not a curated record